This is a messenger RNA of Melopsittacus undulatus (budgerigar), 1160 nucleotides long. Its product is annotated as endothelin receptor type B-like. Gene Ontology annotation, biological process: regulation of blood pressure; developmental pigmentation; vasoconstriction. The transcript is spliced from 4 exons. Gene Ontology annotation, molecular function: endothelin receptor activity. Gene Ontology annotation, cellular component: plasma membrane. The record is from RefSeq and is a predicted model, not a curated record. Lineage: Eukaryota; Metazoa; Chordata; Aves; Psittaciformes; Psittaculidae.
UUCUCAUCUCAUUGCUCCUUCCCUUGCUCAUCCUGUUCUCUCUGUUGUCCCUCUCUCCAUCUGCAGAUCCAAUUGACACCCAUGCAGAGGCAUCCCACAAGCAUUAUGAGGACUCUUGCAGCCAGCUUUGAUGUUCAGUCCUCAAUGGCAAAAAUCCCAGCUCCCGCCACUCUGGCCAUUUUCCUGGCUUGCCUCUUCUCUGGGGCACACGGUCAGACCCCAAGGGCUUUCCAGGAGAGCACCAUCCCCUUUGAGGUGCUUAGCCAGGAGCAGGUUUACAGCCUGGUCCAGCCAAGCCUGUUCCAGGAUAACAGGCAAUUGAACCACUCGGAGAUUGUCUCUGGGAGCACCAGCUCUGAGCCACCUCUGCUGCCUGUGUGUGUGAAGCCCACAGAUAUCAGACACAUCUUCAAAUACAUCAACACCAUCGUGUCCUGCACCAUCUUUAUAGUGGGGAUCAUUGGCAACUCCACACUCCUGAGGAUCAUUUACAAGAACAAGUGCAUGAGGAAUGGGCCAAAUGUCCUCAUUGCCAGCUUGGCAUUUGGAGACCUGCUCUACAUCCUCAUUGCUCUACCCAUCAAUGUGUAUAACCUCUUGGCAAAGGACUGGCCCUUUGGCGUGCAGGUGUGCAAGCUGGUCCCCUUCAUCCAAAAGGCUUCAGUGGGCAUUACAGUCCUCAGCCUUUGUGCUCUCAGCAUCGACAGGUACUGAGCAGUGGCAUCCUGGAGUCGGAUCUAGGGGAUAGGAAUCCCCAUGUGGAAGGCAGUGGAGGUGAUGCUGAUCUGGGCAGUGGCCAUCGUGCUUGCAGUGCCUGAAGCCAUAGCCUUCGACAUGGUGGAGCUCAGCUACUGGGAACAACACCUGCGGGUGUGCAUGCUUGCCUCCGAACAGAAAUCCAGCUUCAUGAUGUUCUAUCGUGAUGUGAAGGACUGGUGGCUUUUUGGCUUCUAUUUCUGCCUCCCCUUGUUAUGCACUGGCAUCUUCUACACCGUCAUGUCAUGCGAGAUGUUGAGCAAGAGAAAUGGCAUGAGAACUGCUCUGAAUGACCACAUGAAACGGGUAAGAAAACCAAGAAGGCAGAAACUGGUAUCUUCCAAAGAGGAGGGAGAGCUAUUGAAGGGAACAUGUGCCUGUGAAGGACAUGUAUGAGCACAGAG